This is a messenger RNA of Panonychus citri (citrus red mite), 3602 nucleotides long. Its product is annotated as low-density lipoprotein receptor-like. The record is from RefSeq and is a predicted model, not a curated record. Lineage: Eukaryota; Metazoa; Arthropoda; Arachnida; Trombidiformes; Tetranychidae. Gene Ontology annotation, molecular function: calcium ion binding; protein binding.
GAAACGGCUUCUCUUCUGGCGUGAUGAUGAUAAUCCGGCCUCUCUUUUUUUAGAUCACUGUCAUCAUCAUCUCUUAGUGUUUCAUUUCUCAUUUACUUCUCUCUCGUUUUUUUUUCGUUGGUCUGUGAUCUUAUUAAUCUAAUUUGUAAAUUAUUUUGUUUUCUCUCUCUCUCUCUCUCUUGUUCUCUCUUUUCUUUCUCUCUCUCUCUCUCUAUUUCUCUCGAUUUUGUUUCGCAUCUUCUUUGCUUGUGUUGUGUCUUCUCUUCCCGCAAAUGGAAACUGAUUCUAGCGGCGGGUUAAUCAGUUCUGAUUAUAUUAAUUGUUCCAUAAGUGAUUCUACUCUUAUUGGUGAAAAUUAUCUCAAUUCUGAUGAAUCUCCUUCUACUGAUUACUCUAAUUCUAUAACUACUACUGCUACUACUAUCAAUCAAUCUCAUCAUCAUUCACAUUAUCAUUUGAAAAAUGGAUUUAAAUCUAAUAGCUGCUAUUCUAAUUGUUUGACUAUUGUUCCAACAAUGUGGCAAUCGAUAAGAUUACCUUUUCCUUUUUCUCUUUCUUUAAAUGUGUUCAAAUUGUCUAAUAAUCAUUAUGGGUUAAAUUCUGUUGUCUCAUUUUGUUCUGUUUUAUUUUUCUUGUUAAUUGUCUCAAAUAAUUUCUCUCCUUCAUUAUCUGCACCUUCUUCAUCAUCAUCAUCAUCAUCAUCAUCAUUAUUACCAGCAAGCAUAUUUAGCUCGGCUUCAUCAUUAACCUCUCUUCAAGCCAAAUUACCGGUUCGAUGUUCAUCAACUCAAUUCUCUUGUGGUGAUUCUUGUAUUCCUUCAAAUUGGCGAUGUGACCGGUCUGCUGAUUGUAAGGAUCAAUCCGAUGAGAAAGAUUGUCCACUCGCUAAUGAGUGUGAUAAAAACGAAUUUCAAUGUGAUAACGGUAAAUGUAUUACCGAAAAAUGGGUUUGUGAUGAGACAGACGAUUGUGGUGAUCGAUCAGAUGAAAGAAAUUGUACCGUCACUUGUCCACCGGAUCAUUUUGCCUGUUUAACUGGUAGUCAAUGUAUAAAUAAGGAAUUAAGAUGUAAUCAAAUAACUGAUUGUACUGAUGGUUCAGAUGAAAACGAUUGUAAAUCAGUUGAGUGUUCAAAAGCCGAAUUUAGAUGUACUGAUGGAACAUGUAUCGAUAAAGCAUUUGUAUGUGAUCAAGAAUAUGAUUGUAGCGAUCAAAGUGACGAAUUUAAUUGUAAAGAUACUACUUGUGCCACUAAUCAAUUUACCUGUGGUGAUGGUAAAUGUAUUCCAGAUGUAUGGAAAUGUGAUGGUAACAUGGAUUGUAAAGAUGAAUCAGAUGAAACAAAUUGUAAUACAACAAUCAAAAAGACAGUUCCGUUUAAUUGUAAUGAUAAAUCAUUCAAAUGUCAUGAUGGAUUAGAAUGUAUUCACAUUGAUUGGAAAUGUGAUGGUUUCUCUGAUUGUAAAGACGCUUCAGAUGAAAAAGGUUGUGUCUUUAACAAUACUUGUCGUAACGAUCAAUUUCUGUGCAAGAAUGGCCAAUGUAUCCCAUCAUAUAUGAGAUGUAAUGGUGCUCAUGAAUGUUCAGAUCAUAGUGAUGAAAUUGAUUGUGACAAGCAUUUACAUGACUCUUGUGGCUCGGAUAUGUUUCAAUGCAAUUCAACAUCAAGAUGUAUUUCUAAAGACAAAAUUUGUAACAAAGUUGAUGAUUGUGGCGAUUGGUCGGAUGAACCCAAAUCUUGUACUAUCAAUGAAUGUGUAACAAAUGCAACCCACUGCUCUCAUGAAUGUAUUGAUGAUCCAAUUGGUUAUCAUUGUGCAUGUCCAAAAGGAUUAAGGCUUGAUAAUGAUGGUAGAACCUGCUAUGAUAUUGAUGAAUGUAAAGAAACAUUUGGUAUCUGUUCAAAUCAUAAGUGUAUCAAUACCAAAGGUGGUUUCAAGUGCGAAUGUUUUGACGGUUAUCAAUUAGUUGAUCAUCGUUUCUGUAGGGUUAAAACACAUGAACAACCAUAUAUCGUAUUUGCCAAUCGUCAUGAUAUCCGUCAAGCAUAUUUACCUGCUAAUCGAUCAGGACCACGACAUUACACUCCACUUUAUCGUGCUCUAACUUCAACAGUUGCUAUUGAUUAUAAUCUAGCAGGAAAUUAUUUAAUUUGGUCAGAUGUUGCUGUUGAAGGAAUUUUUAUCGGUAAACUGAAUAAGGAUAAAGAAUCUAAAUAUGCCAAAGAAAAUGCCACAGCUCUAAUUUCAACUUCGAUUAAAAAUGUUUACGGAGUCGCUAUUGAUUGGGUUCACGCUUUAUAUUGGACUGAUGAUGUUGCAAAUACAAUUGAAGUUGCUCAGAUCGGAAAUCCAAUAAACAGAAAGAUCAUCAUUGAAUCUGGUCUUGAUGAGCCUCGAGCAAUUGUUAUCGAUGUUAAAGAAAACAUGAUUGUUUGGGCUGAUUGGGGUGAUCAAGCUUUCAUCGAGAGAGCAUCACAAGACGGUUCAAACAGGAAGAAAUUAGUGGAAUCUCAAAUUCUUUGGCCAAACGCAUUAACACUCGAUGUAAUUACCAAAAAAAUCUAUUGGCUGGAUGUUAAAUAUCACACGUUAAGUGCAAUAAACUAUGAUGGAUCUGGACGAAUUACCUUGUAUGAAUCUCCAUCUUUAAUUAAUCAACCGUUUUCAGUUGAUAUUUUUGAAGAUUAUCUCUACUAUUCUGAUUGGAAACUCGAAGCAAUCCAACGAAUUAAUAUAAACGACGAACCUCACAAAGCGGAUACCUUUAUGUCUCGACUUAUAGAGAAUCCAAUGGGUGUAAAGAUUGUCCAUGAAAGUAAACAACCAAAAUCACCUAAUAGAUGUGAAUCAGCAAAAUGUUCACAUUUAUGUUUACCUUCAACAUCACCAACCAACUAUACAUGUACAUGCCGAAAAGGAUAUUUAUUGCUGAAAGAUGCUUGUGUACCAACAACUACCUCUCAAAUCUCAACUACUAAAAGCACAACAACUAUGAAGUCAAUAAGUCAACAACAAUCAUCGGUGACAACUUCAUCACCGCGAAUCUCAUCAUCUACCACCAUUCCCUUGACCAAGGGAGAUACAUCAAGUUCAUCAAUAACAAUCAAUGAAAGUGAUAGAUUAGAUCUUGAAGAUUAUGCCUCAUCAUCCAGUCAUAAAGGUGACAAAUCAAAAGACAAUUUAUCUGGAAUCUCUAACGAUUCAUUUAAUCUCAACGAUAAUACCAAUGUAGUAUUAAACUCAACAGGGGAUUACUCUGAAACUGAUGCUCAUCUUGCUUUAAUAAUUAUUGCCAUUUGUUUAACGAUAGCUUUGUUCAUUACUUUGUUAACCUUUAUAAUUCAUCGUAAUUAUGCUAAGAGAAGCAUAACAUCAAUGAAUUUCGAUAAUCCGGUUUAUCGUAAAACCACAGAAGAACAAUUUGUACUUGAGAAGAGUGAAGAUAAUGUCAACUCUUACCCAUCAAGUCUGGAACCAUUAAACUCUCCAGGAACAAAUGAGUUUGUCUAAUCAUUGGCAAUUUUUUUUGCAUGUUGAGUUUUUUUUCUGUAAAUAGCAAAAAAAUAUAAACAAUACAAUAUAUAUAAAUAUAAACCGAAA